AUGCCCUCACAUCAGAGUAUCAACUCAAGAAAAAUCGACUUCAACGCUUCAAUCCGCGAGCAUAGGAUUUGGAAUCCUUCGACAGGAAGAAUCGUGCGAGCAAGGGACGUUAUUUUUAACAAGGACAAAGUCUUCAGUAGAGAUAUCCAAAAUAUCAAGGAUAAUCUCCUUCAUGUGUCUGUUGAAGAACUAACAAUCUUGCUAAACAAGAUAGAUAUCCAAGUACAGUCAGGUGAAGUCAAAGAUAAUGCUAACUUUGGAGAUGAGAUGAAGGAUUUAGUGUUUGACAGAAAUAGGCACAAUAAUGAGCAUACGACAACAACAGACUCAGUGACUGGUUCUAGAUUUGAAGAUUUAAGUCAGCUUGGUUCAGACUAUCCAAGCGGCCCAACUCUGACGCUAGGAGAAGGAUUGUUAGAGGGGAUUGAUAAAUAUGCUUAUCCUACAUCUCCAGAUACGCCUCCGAGCGCGCUGUUGGCAGCUAGCAUAACUAUCGUCUAUGAAAAUGACCUCAACCUCUCUAGAACAUCAACUAGCGGGGUCAGGCCCAGAGGGUCACUUGUUCAGGAAGCAACCAUUAAGGAAGGUCCCAGAGGGACUCUUAGUGGUGUAG
Messenger RNA from Talaromyces stipitatus ATCC 10500, 613 nucleotides. RefSeq lists its product as uncharacterized. Lineage: Eukaryota; Fungi; Ascomycota; Eurotiomycetes; Eurotiales; Trichocomaceae. The transcript is spliced from 3 exons. The annotation marks the transcript as partial. The record is from RefSeq and is a predicted model, not a curated record.